This is a messenger RNA of Achroia grisella, 939 nucleotides long. RefSeq names its product zwei Ig domain protein zig-8-like. Bases 1 to 939 code for a protein of 312 amino acids. The record is from RefSeq and is a predicted model, not a curated record. NCBI's taxonomy places the organism in Eukaryota, Metazoa, Arthropoda, Insecta, Lepidoptera, Pyralidae. The transcript is spliced from 7 exons. Gene Ontology annotation, biological process: synapse organization. Gene Ontology annotation, cellular component: neuron projection membrane.
AUGAAAAAAUUAUCUCAGAAAUCCUUAAUACUCCCCAAAAAUAGCCAUGACGUAUUAUUAAGUGGUGCAUGCGACGUAGCGGGCGGGGCGGGGUCUGUAAACGCUCUGCCAGCGGGCGGUAGUACUGCUCGAUUGGCGCCAUCUUUUGACGCGGCGACGCCGAGAAAUGUGACUGCUUUAGUUGGCAAGUCUGCUUACCUGAGCUGCCGGGUACGAAACCUCGGGAAUAGAACGGUGUCAUGGAUCCGGCACCGAGACCUGCACAUCCUAACCGUGGGAGGGUACACGUACACCUCGGACCAGAGGUUCCAGGCUACACACUCUCCCCAGACCGACGACUGGACGCUGCACAUCAAGUGGGCCCAGCAGAGAGACGCCGGCGUCUACGAGUGCCAAGUCUCCACGCAGCCGGUGCGCUCCUUCUUCGUCACUCUGCACGUUGUCGAUUGCGACGAGAUCUACCAGCGGAUGUUCUCCGACGACGAUUCUCAGAGAAUUAUGCCCUCGGCUCGUAUCCUGGGCGGUCCGGACCUGCACGUGGACAUCGGGUCCACCAUCAACCUGACCUGCCUCAUCCAGUUCAGUCCGGAGCCCCCCGCCUACAUAUUCUGGUACCAUGAAGACGAGGUGAGCGGACGCAAACAGGUGAUAUCGUACGACUCAUCGCGGGGCGGCGUGUCCGUGGUGACGGAGAAGGGCGCGGCCACCACCUCGUACCUGCUGGUGCAGGACGCGGCGCCAGCAGACUCCGGCCGCUACUCCUGCUCGCCUUCCAAUGCGGAGGUCGCCUCCGUGCGCGUCCACGUGCUCAAUGGGGAGCGGCCGGCGGCGAUGCAGACGGGCUCGGCGGGGCUGUCCAACAGCUCGCGCUGCAUCCUGGCGCUGCUGGUGGCGUGCGCGCUGCACGCGCGGCUGCUGCGCGCGCAGCUCGCCAGCUGA